UCAAGAACUAUCUCUAACGUACCAGCAUCUACUCACACGACUUACCAAAAACACAACCUUACCUUAAACCAGUUACACUCAAAGUCUCAAAUUUUGUGAUAAAAAUUGGAUUUUCACACUACCCAAAAUCCUAAUCAAGUAGAAAAAUGAAAUUGUAGAAGAAGUUUCAUCAUAAAACAUGAAAGGGUUAGGUUCUCAUACACUCUUGAUUCCAAAGGCAAAGCCUCCUCUUUCAUUUGCAAUACUUGAUGCAUUACCAUGUUGUUCUUAUUUCUCUAGAACCACCACUUUAUCCCCAGUAAGAUGCAGACAGAAAUUGAAGUUGAGCCUGGCGCGUGGCGAAAUUCGAGCCCAAGCUUCAAAUACUAGUGUUGGACCGGGGGAUUAUGGAAAUAAUCAAGAGAAAGACAGCCAGAAUGUGUCUGAAAGAAAUUCUGUUGAUGACAGUUCAUCUAAAAUUGUGAAACCUAUUCAGAUUCCUUAUCCUGUAUCUAUAGCUACUGUGCUGUUUGGAUGUGCUAUUGUGUUUUCACUAAUAGCCUUUGUGAAAGGAGGGCCUUCAUCAGUUCUAGCAGCAAUUGCUAAAUCAGGAUUCACUGCUGCAUUUACAUUAAUAUUUGUUUCUGAAAUCGGGGACAAGACAUUCUUUAUAGCUGCACUCCUGGCAAUGCAAUAUGAGAAGGGAUUGGUUUUGUUGGGUUCAAUGGGUGCUCUUGCACUCAUGUCAAUCCUAUCUGUUGUAAUAGGACGUAUUUUUCAAUCAGUGCCUGCACAGUUCCAGACAACCUUGCCGAUUGGAGAAUACGCGGCAGUAACUCUUCUUUUGUUUUUUGGACUAAAAUCAAUAAAAGAUGCAUGGGAUCUUCCUUCAGCUGCUGCUAAAAAUGGUGAUAAUGGCAGUCCUGAACUUGACGAACUCGCUGAAGCUGAGGAGCUUGUGAAAGAAAAGGCAUCCCCACGGCUUUCAAAUCCACUCGAGAUCAUUUGGAAAUCAUUCAGUCUUGUAUUUUUUGCUGAAUGGGGAGAUCGGUCAAUGCUUGCAACUAUCGCGCUGGCGGCUGCUCAGUCUCCUUGGGGUGUGGCAAGUGGAGCCAUUGCUGGACACUUACUAGCAACAUGUAUUGCCAUUGUUGGAGGAUCACUCCUUGCUAACUACAUUUCUGAAAAACUGGUCGGUUACUUGGGUGGAGGGCUGUUUCUAAUUUUUGCUAUAGCCACCUUUUUUGGGGUUUUCUGAUUUCUGUCAAGCCCUACUCUUUUUUCGUGUGCAAUAUAUCACUUGUGGGAAUAAUAAGGAUGCAUACUCAAAUGCAGAACCAAUGAUGCGUGAACAGAAAAAAAAAUCAUACUUCAAGUGUGUUGAUUUCCUUUAGGAGUAAAUUAUUCACAUGGAUAGAUAAUAAGAAACCUGAUAUCUGUCAUUAGAGUUAAACUUUGAGGAGAAAGCUGUGUAAUUGUUUCUCACUUUCUCUAGAGAGCAGCUAUUGUAAUGUGUGUGUUGUAUUAACCAAACUACAUUGAAGGAUUCAUCCAUUUGUUAGUAAAUGAACUUGUUUAUUGGACA
Messenger RNA from Vicia villosa (hairy vetch), 1564 nucleotides. Its product is annotated as protein PAM71-homolog, chloroplastic-like. The coding region runs from base 179 to 1237 and encodes 352 amino acids. Gene Ontology annotation, biological process: Golgi calcium ion transport; Golgi calcium ion homeostasis; calcium ion transmembrane transport. Gene Ontology annotation, cellular component: Golgi apparatus; chloroplast. The transcript is spliced from 10 exons. NCBI's taxonomy places the organism in Eukaryota, Viridiplantae, Streptophyta, Magnoliopsida, Fabales, Fabaceae. Gene Ontology annotation, molecular function: calcium ion transmembrane transporter activity; manganese ion transmembrane transporter activity. The record is from RefSeq and is a predicted model, not a curated record.